Molecule: messenger RNA, 981 nt
Organism: Malassezia vespertilionis
Lineage: Eukaryota; Fungi; Basidiomycota; Malasseziomycetes; Malasseziales; Malasseziaceae
Exons: 1
Coding region: 1-981 (326 amino acids)
Source: RefSeq, a predicted model, not a curated record
AUGGAAGUCAUGCUUCACAUUUUCACCUAUAGUCUCCAGCUGGACCAAGCGAUGGCGCACACACUGCUAACGCUCAAUUCGGCGAUCCAGCGUGCAUUGCAGCCGCUUGUGUACGUAUGUGUCGAGCUCAACACUUCCUCGGCGCUUGUGCACUUUUCCGAGCUGAUCCGCAGGUGUCCGGAUGUGGCACGUGUGGUGCGAAGCUUGUGGAUUGGCCCUAGCUCUGCGCGUUCGGAUCUCGUCGCGAUCUUGUCGGUGCCGCUUCCAGGCGAUUCGAGUCUCUUGGCGCGCAUGCGCGAAGAAGUGUAUACCCACACCCGCUUCAUUCUGCGUGCAUGCCGGCGACUACAGGAUGUCGCACUAAGCGGCUCGCUGGUUUCGAGCCAAGUUGUGCACUCCUACGGAACGGCAUGCCAGCCGUUGCGCCUGACGAGCGUGAAUCCGCACAGUUUCAUAAGCGGAUUCGACGCGCCCAUCUUUCGCAAGGUGCAGUACCUGACUGUGUGCGACAUUAAUUUGUCGCUGAACGAAGCAACGGCGAUUGCUCGCUUGCCAGCGCUCCGCCUAUUUGCGUAUACCUCACCCAAAGACUACGGCGAUGUGCUGCGCGAUAUCAAUGUCUUGCGCAGACUACUCGCUAUAGACGAUGACGAGUCGUUGGAGAGCUCGCUAGCGCAUCUUUUUCUGCAGGAAACGCCGCACUUGCAAUUUCGCGCCGUGCGUGGGCGCGUAGAAAAAGUGGUCGCCGCGCUCCGCAACGCACAGCAAGAAGGCAACCAGCGGAUGAAGCGGAUGGAACUGUCCGAGGCCGAAUUGCCAGACACGUUUGUGCAGGAGUGGGAGGCACUGCGCGACCUGGUAUUCAAUGCACAGGGAGAAUACAGCCGCACGGCACUCCAAGACGAUGUAGGGUCCUGGAUCGAUCCCGGGCACGCGCUCGAGCAACUACAGCGAGAAUGGCGGCAGCGCGCACUCGCUUAG